AUGGAACAGCCGAUGCUUUCUCUCAGCCAGCCCAGGGGCUCCUCUUGUGAUAAGGCGACCCCCAAUGUCCUACCCUGCCGGAUCCAGCACGACGGCCCCAUCGGCUCAGCAGACUCGUACUGGAGCCCAUCACAAGAGCCAGAUGGCAAGCGGGUUGCGUACUUCAGAGGCCGAAAGCUGCAUGGCAAGGCUCUGAAAGUCCCAGAGGGUUAUCGAGGCGUCGUGAUCGAAAAGACAGAUCCUCCUAAGCCUCAAGCACCCAGGCCAGACGAGCCUGAAGUUGUCGACCUAGAUGCCGAGGAAGAAAUGCCACUGGGUAUAUUAGAGGCAAAGGCAGAAUUUGACGAGGUGGUGAUUUGGGGCCAUGAGUCUGUGGCGGACGCAUCCUCUGAUCCGUAUGCCCGAGGAUUCGAAGAAUGGAUCGCAGUCGCCGAGCAGAUACACUCUUACGAGGAAAAGGGGCAAUGA
Messenger RNA from Diaporthe amygdali, 468 nucleotides. RefSeq lists its product as uncharacterized. The coding region runs from base 1 to 468 and encodes 155 amino acids. The record is from RefSeq and is a predicted model, not a curated record. Lineage: Eukaryota; Fungi; Ascomycota; Sordariomycetes; Diaporthales; Diaporthaceae. The transcript is spliced from 3 exons. Gene Ontology annotation, biological process: RNA catabolic process. Gene Ontology annotation, cellular component: ribonuclease H2 complex.